This is a messenger RNA of Cyclopterus lumpus (lumpfish), 1397 nucleotides long. RefSeq names its product glutathione S-transferase theta 2 (gene gstt2). Gene Ontology annotation, molecular function: glutathione transferase activity. The record is from RefSeq and is a predicted model, not a curated record. The transcript has 5 exons. Gene Ontology annotation, cellular component: cytoplasm. NCBI's taxonomy places the organism in Eukaryota, Metazoa, Chordata, Actinopteri, Perciformes, Cyclopteridae. The coding region runs from base 116 to 802 and encodes 228 amino acids. Gene Ontology annotation, biological process: glutathione metabolic process.
GGCGCAGCGGAGCAGCUGGAUCACGAGGCCGCAGACGCCCUGAGGAGGAAGAGCAGAGCAGCUGUUUGUUGUUUAUCUCAACGGUUGUUUCCCCGUUAAAUCGAACCCGGUCUCCAUGGCAACACGCCGGUCGGUGGAGGUGUAUCUGGACCUCCUGUCGCAGCCCUGCCGGGCGGUUCACAUCCUGCUCAGCUGCACCGGCAUCCCGCACACCGUCCGCACCGUGGCCCUGAGGAAAGGAGAGAACCGGACUCCGGACUUCACCAAACUGAACCCGAUGCAGAAGGUCCCGGUGCUGGAGGACAACGGGUUCGUGCUCACGGAGAGUGACGCCAUCAUGAAGUACCUGUCCACGAGGUACGAUGUCCCGGAGCACUGGUAUCCACGGCAACCAGAGAGGAGAGCCAGAGUGGAUGAGUACACUGCCUGGCAUCACACCAACACCCGCCCCCAUGCUGCUAAAGUGUUUAUACUAGAGGUACUCAUCCCAGUUCAGACUGGCUCUGCUGUGGACGAGGUGCGUUUGUUUCGUGCUCUGUCUGAGCUGGAGGACACUCUGGACAGACUGGAGUCCAUGUUUCUGCGCAGACAGCCCUUCCUGUGUGGGGAUGACAUCAGCGUGGCCGACCUUCUCGCCGUCUGUGAGCUCAUGCAGCCUCUCGGGGGGGGCAGAGACGUCCUGCAGCAGCGUCCUCAGCUGCAGCGCUGGAGGAGCAGAGUCCAGUCGGCCGUCGGCGACGCGUUCGACCGAGCGCACGCCGUCCUGUACGCCGUCAGAGACCGCCGCACGGCCAAGCUGUGACAUCAGAGAGGCACCUGACCGAGGGCGGAGCCAAUCGUCAGCCAGAGACGAUGUAGAGAGGUUUGAAACAUUUGGGGGCCGAAGAAACUAGAAGAUCUCACAUUGUUAAUAUUUCCAUUAUAGUAAAGAAUGAUGUCAUCGCCACGUGAUUCUAAGCAAACUUUUCAUAAAGCAUCAUAUUGAUUUACCAGUGGAAGAGAUGGCGCCGGCCCACAAUGCACCACGAUCACAAACGACAUGACAUCCUCAGCCCGAAUCAGCCUCAACGUUUUCAUACCAUUGUUUCAUCUUUGUUUAAUUCUCACCUCAGGUUACAAGUCUGUAAGUCUAGAAGGUUACAAGUCUGUAAGUCUAGAAGGUUACAAGUCUUUAAGUCUGUAAGUCUGGAAGGUUACAAGUCUUUAAGUCUGUAAGUCUAAGGACUAACUGAUUGAUUUGAUUGAUUCUGACCAACAUUAAUGAGACCAGGUGAUGUCACAGCCUUUGCUCCAAUCAGCUCUCACUUAGUAAUCACAUGAUUGAACUAUGAUGUAAAUAAGAUGUUUAAUAAUCAGAUUUACAAAAUGAGAAUAAAACUUUUGAGAUGAUUUUCUUA